Messenger RNA from Symbiodinium pilosum, 1788 nucleotides. Lineage: Eukaryota; Dinophyceae; Suessiales; Symbiodiniaceae. The record is from the annotation of a GenBank genome assembly.
AUGCCUGGAUAUCCGGAGGCUGAUGAGAAGAAACAGUUCGAAUCUCCUCGCAAGAUGUCAUCAAUCUUUGGACCAGCUCAUGAUCAAUUUAGCUUGGGCAAGCGGUUGGGCAAGGGAGGCCAAGCAAUUGUUUACGAAUGUACGCGAAUGAAAACACAGAAAAAAUACGCAGUCAAGGUGAUCGAGAUGAAGGCUGUGGUAUUCCAAAAGAACGAUGGUGAGCAAAAUCUGCGACGGGAAAUUCGCAACAUGGAGGAGCUCUUCCACCCACGCAUCGUCAAUUUGCUGACUCACUUGUUUGAGGAAGACAGAUGCUGGCUGGUCAUGGAUUUAGCCCGAGGAGGUGAUCUUCACAAUAAAGUCUUCGAUGAGUUGAAUUUGUCCAUCAACCGAGGCGAUGAGCAUUUUCCUGGGCUUGGGCAGUCUGAGCUGGCUUCCAAGCACGUGGCACAUCAACUCCUCGAAGGUAUGGCAUACAUGCAUUCUUUUGGCAUCAUCCAUCGUGAUAUGAAGCUGGAGAAUGUGCUGAUCGUGCGCACCUAUGCGUACCAGGGACCUCCAGAAGAAGGCAUUCCGACCCCAUCUGAGGUGCACGACGUGAAGAUUACAGAUUUUGGGCUCUCAAAGAACAUGCAUAGUGCGCCUCUCUUGCGACGUGCGACUGCUGUGGGGUCUCCGGAUUUUGUCGCACCAGAGGUCUUGUCUGGCAUGUGCGACCAGUCGUGUGAUUACUGGAGCUUCGGCGUGAUGAUCUACGCCAUGAUUUGUGGUGAAUGGCCGUUCACCAUCAGGUCCAACAAAGACUUGGUGCCUGAGCGCCACAGAGAGGUUGUUUCUUCUGUGAAAGCUGGCCGAUCGUGGCAGAAUGCCACAAAGGAGGUUCGCUCACUGGUGCAGGGCUUACUCAGCAUCAACGCCUCCGCCAGGUUAACCCAUGUGGACUGCCUGCAUCAUGCUUGGUUCUCCAGCUGCAGUGGUGUCCAAGUGAACGACACCCACAAGGUGACAGUGACCGAAGGGCUGUCUCCCAAAGACGGAGCUCCUCGAGGCGUAAUUCAAGAAAUCAUCGGCUGUACAGGUUAUGCUGUUGACAACAUGCAGAUGAAGUUGGUCAAUGGAACCGCACUAUCUUUUGGGAGCGUGGGAGGUGACAUUGAGCAUCAAUGGAAGCUGAGGCCAGACGAGAGGCUCGUCUCCGUGUUACAGGAGGAGAGGCAUGACUUCUUGGGCCUGGCCAUUAUCUUCAACACAUCCCGAGGAGAUGUUUUGGCAUUGCAGGGCUCGCAAGCACGGAAGCGUCGAUGCUUCCUGGCCCCUUCCGGGAGCCAGAUUGUUGGCCUUCAAUUUCAAGGACAUCGGCUCAUGGGCAUCCACCUUCGGAAGAUAUCCCCCGAGGAGCCCGCAGCCGUGGCAUCUUUGGGUGGUAGAGUCGGACAUGCAGUGGAUAAGGUUUGGUUCCGCUUCCGCGAUGGCAGUCUCUGCGAGUAUGGGAACUCGGAAGGAGGUACGGAGCAAGGGCCUUGGGUGCUUGAGCCAGGUGAGCACAUCACAGCGGUUGAGCAGUUGGCCCGGGAUGCUUUCCUCGGCACGUCCAUUGCAUUCUACACAUCCCUCGGGAGCAUCUUCAGCUUGAAGGGCAUGGAGGCCUUCGGGUCGAGGCGCUUCACCGUACCGCGCGGAAGGCAAAUCUGCGGUUUGCAGUUUGAGGGCAGCAUGAUCACCUGCGUGACGACUUGUCCAGACGAUGGUGACAUGCGGGCUUGCAAAAUGCAUGGCCUCCUAUCCUGA